This is a messenger RNA of Penicillium psychrosexuale, 837 nucleotides long. Its product is annotated as LysM peptidoglycan-binding domain-containing protein. The transcript has a single exon. NCBI's taxonomy places the organism in Eukaryota, Fungi, Ascomycota, Eurotiomycetes, Eurotiales, Aspergillaceae. The coding region runs from base 1 to 837 and encodes 278 amino acids. The record is from RefSeq and is a predicted model, not a curated record.
AUGAAAGAGAUCAAUGAAUCAACACCCUACUCCGCAUACGACAUCCACUUCCAAUCCCAACUCAAAUACAUCAAUUCAAAAUGCAACCUCAAUAUUCCUACUGAUAUUCCCGAUCCCCUGCAACCAACAAUUGAUCCAUACAAGCCUGCAGACUCGUGCGUAUCUGGCAUCAAAUACACAACCGUGGCCGGCGAUACCUGUGACUCGAUUGCUACCAAGUACAAAGUCUCCUCAGCCGCCCUGUUCAUAGGACACGACAACUUGUUCGAAUGCAAGGAUAUCCAAGUCGGCACAAAGCUGUGCAUGCCAAUCCAAUGCGAGACCGUCUACACCAUCAAAGGCGAGGACAGCUGUACAUCCAUCGAGAAGGCACAAGGCGUCGGAUACAAGGAUGGAACGACAUUACGCAAAUACAAUCCAUGGAUCAACUACGAUUGCUCCAAUCUUCAUAUUGUCAGUGAUGUCGCGUAUGGUCAUGUCAUUUGCCUCACGCCGCAGUCUGGUGCUUCGAAUGCCACUGCCCCGCCUUAUGAUCCAACGUCACCCGGCUCCGCUGAUGGCUAUGUCAUUCCGCAAAUCGAGCCCCCUAAAAACUCAACUGUUGCUGAAGGGACGACAACUCGUUGCGGCAAGUGGCAUGUUGUCACAAAUGAAGCGCUGCAAGAAACCUGCGCUACGAUAUGCAUACAGAGCAAGAUUCCUUGGAGUUUAUUCUUGGAUGUGAACCCUUCUCUGGGUCCGGAUAAAUGCAGCGACCAGCUGGUUGCUGGGAAUGCUUACUGUGUCGGGCCGACGUACAGCUGGGAUGAGUUCUUUGAUGAUGCUGAUACUGAUUGA